Saimiri boliviensis boliviensis (Bolivian squirrel monkey) is the source of this 744-nucleotide messenger RNA. It is a transcript of the gene C12H10orf95, whose product is annotated as chromosome 12 C10orf95 homolog. The record is from RefSeq and is a predicted model, not a curated record. NCBI's taxonomy places the organism in Eukaryota, Metazoa, Chordata, Mammalia, Primates, Cebidae.
GAAUCCGGAGGAGUCCCCAGUAAGAACAGCAGCCGCCCAGGGGACCCACCAUGUACGCGUACAGCUGGCUGUUGCCCAGGGAAGGCGUCUGGCCGCCGCCGCAGCCGUUCACCUGCGCCUACCUGGCCGCCCCUCUGCUCCUGCCCCCCAUCCAGGCCCAUAGCUUCCGCAGCCGGCCCGGGAGCCUGCACACGGGCGAGUGGGCGGCCCCGCGAGAAUACCACCGCUUCUACGGCCCCGCCGCGCCGCCCGGGGCCGCACAGCCCUGGUGGGCCUGCCCUUCGGCCUACGCCGCGGCCCUGCUACCCCCCGGCCCCGCAGCCGGAAUCUCGGGACCGUCGCUACAGGCGCCAGCUGCUGCGGCGGAAAGCUGGACGCCCUGGCCCGAGGGCGGCAGCCUGCACACCGAGCUACGCUGGGGGCGCGUAGAGCGCGCGCGGGGCCCGCCUCUGCAGCUGCCCGACUUCGUGCGCCGGGAGCUGCGGCGCGCCUAUGGCACCUACCCGCGCGCCGACGUGCGCGUCACCCAGAGCCGCGGCCAGUUCCUGCUUCAGGCGACUCCGCACGUGCGCGAGCCCGAACGCCGCGUGGAGUGGCGCGUGCGGCGCCGGCCCGACAGCGGCGACAGCGGCCGAAGUCAGGAAGCCGCAGAGCGCGGCCGCCCCAGGAAGAGCAAGGGCCUGAGCUGAAGGCGCGGCCAAGCCUAACGACCGGCCCGCGUGCAUGCGCGCGCGGCUCCUUCCC